Molecule: messenger RNA, 702 nt
Organism: Lactuca virosa
Lineage: Eukaryota; Viridiplantae; Streptophyta; Magnoliopsida; Asterales; Asteraceae
Source: the annotation of a GenBank genome assembly
AUGAGGAAGAUGCAAGACAGACAGCAACAACAGAAACUGUGGAACCAACAACAAGCUAGAAACCUGGAAGAUGUGAAGAUCUUCCAUAAGGAUAUGCUCGAAAUGCUGAAGAGAAUAGACCAGCUCUUGGAUGAGAAGGCAGGGCAUGGGAUUGGAACACCAGAAGAAGAAGAAGGGAAUACAACUAUGCAACAAAAUGAACAACAACAAUCUCUAUGGAAUCAACAACAAUCAAGGGCUCUGGAAGAUUUGAGGAUUAGCCACAAAGAAAGAGAUGAAGAGAAAGAAGCUGAGAUAGCUAAAUGGAAAAAGUACUACUGCUCACAGGAAGGAAUGGAGGCUGAGAAGGCUAAGUGGAGAGAGAUUUAUUACUCUGCCUUGAAGGAGAAGCAGAAAGUAGUCUACGAGGAUGAAGAAGAAGUAUCAUCGGAAGUUGCUGAGUCGGAAUUGGAAUCCGAGUCAACCCCGCAGCUCCCACCACCACAACCACCACUGCCGUUGCAGCCGCCACCGUUGCCGCUGCCUUCACCAUCACUUCUGCCAUCACUGUCAUCUCCACCACCAUCACCACUGCUGUCUCCACAACCUCUAAGAAUCGAGAACAAAAACGAGUAUGCAACUCUGAAUGUUAGAGACUCAAAGUUGUGUGGCGGAAUGCUGGAAGGGACUUUUCCUUUCACAAAUCGACCGAAGAGAACGUGA